Molecule: messenger RNA, 5560 nt
Organism: Epinephelus fuscoguttatus (brown-marbled grouper)
Lineage: Eukaryota; Metazoa; Chordata; Actinopteri; Perciformes; Serranidae
Product: transcription factor Sox-14
Exons: 1
Coding region: 1080-1814 (244 amino acids)
Biological process (GO): anatomical structure morphogenesis; cell differentiation; regulation of DNA-templated transcription
Molecular function (GO): RNA polymerase II cis-regulatory region sequence-specific DNA binding; DNA-binding transcription factor activity, RNA polymerase II-specific
Source: RefSeq, a predicted model, not a curated record
UAUAUAUGGUAGGAACCUUUGUUUGUCUGGUCAGGUGUUCCACCUCAAAGAAAAACAGUUUCUGACCGCUGAAGCAGCUUGUUGCUGCUUGAGUUACACGUGGAUGUUUUUGAAUAUUAUUGGAAACAUGUUCGAGUUUAAUGGACACAGACAAGUUUGUGAUGGAAAAAUAACAGACAGUGUACAACUUUCAAGUUUGACUCAGACUUUGAUUCAUCAGACACAAUAACAAUCAGUGCAUCAGUGAAGUCAUUCUUGUGCAGCAGCUCAGGAUGGAUUUUUGUUGAAGGAAUGGCUGCGUUCCAAUAAAUCUUGCAGUAAAUUCACCAUGAGAAAUCCAAGCAAUAACCAAAUAUAUGGACUUUUCGUUCAGGGGGUGUGAAGGGUGUUUGGGGGCCACUGACCCAUGGCCUUGGUAUUUCUAAAGUUCUGGCUACACCCCUGGUUUUAUAAGAUGGCUUCUCAUGACUUUGAGGAGUGUACAGCAACUUUCUUUGAGAUCUUCUGAAACAGAAAUUCAUCACUGAGCAAAUGAGCAACAUGCAACGAGGAACUUAAAUAUUUUACUUCCAUAGCUCGUACAAAACCCUCUAAUUUCUAGCUUUCUGCGUGUGUCAUGCAGCAGAUUACUCUCCUCACUGGCCCCCUGCCUGCCUGCGCUUGGGUCUGUAGACAUUUGGAGAGACUAAGGAGGAAGGAGGGAGUCCCUCAGAAAUGUUGUACAGUCACUUUUUGUGAAGGGAUUACAGUGCUCUCUCUCAUUCUCAUUGGUUUGGUCCGCCGUGACAGUAGCGUGGUGAUGAGCGGUUGACAUGCCCAGCAUCAUCCAUAACAAGCUUCCAACUUGGUCCUGUGUGACUCCCAUUCAUGCGCCCAGGCUUUGCGCUUUAUGUACUUUUCUGUUUCACUUUGUGCAAAUGCUUCAGUCAAUUUGGAGUUACGGUUUCUAGUCUUUUCCAAAGAGAGAGGGAUAAUAUUUCUUAGCAGACCACUUUUCCUUUUACGCACGAGGGGAGCAUGAGCUUCUUGGAGAGGUAACUCAAUUUACAGUAGGAAUAAUUAAUGUGUCAGCGUCUGAGAUGGCAAAACCUUUAGAUCACAUCAAAAGACCCAUGAAUGCUUUCAUGGUGUGGUCCAGAGGCCAGAGGAGAAAAAUGGCCCAGGAAAAUCCAAAGAUGCACAACUCUGAAAUCAGCAAGAGACUCGGCGCCGAGUGGAAGCUGCUCUCCGACUCUGAGAAACGUCCGUACAUCGACGAGGCCAAGAGGCUGCGGGCUCAGCACAUGAAGGAACACCCGGACUACAAGUACAGACCCCGGCGCAAGCCCAAGAGUCUCCUGAAGAGGGACCGUUUCGUUUUUCCGCUGCCGUCUUUACUCGGGGACGCAACGGAGCAUUUGAAGGGAUUUUCCAUGGACUCCUUUCUCGUUCCCGGGGAUAAAGCCAGAGCUCUCCUCGCUCCUGUCUCCUCCUCCUCUUCCUCCUUCUCGCUGCUGGAACCGGUGGCGCAGUUCAGCACCGGAGCUGUCCAGCGCAUGGCGGAGAUCCCGCACGCACUGGCCGCCGGCGCUCUGCCCUACAGCGCGCACACGUUUGGAUACCAGACUGGAGGGAUGGGGGGUCUGGCUUGCCACGGACAGCACACCCACACCCACACUCACCCGUCACCCUCCGGGCCUGGGUAUGUGGUGCCGUGUAACUGUAGCGCCUGGUCCGCUGCCACUUUACAGCCUCAGGUAGCUUAUAUUCUGUUCCCGGGAGGGAUGACGAAGAACGGCGUGGACUCGUACACUUCAGCCAGCUCCAGUGUGUGACGGACCGGAUACACCCAAGACGCGCGGUCAUUACGGGAAAACUUUGCGCACAGGACCUCCCCAUGUAAUAUGACACAAGGCUAAAAAAUGGACAGCACUACAUGUCCUCAUCCUACAAAUAUCACAGCAAACCUGAUUAUUAAAGGCUGUGUUUCUGCAGAUUUUAAAAACAUUUUACUCACCAAAAACGCACUACAAGUCCCUUUAUUACUCGUUAUCACAUGUAAAUGCAGAGUAAAGAUUUGGGGCAUAAUGUGAAGAUGUUAUUUUGUUACUCUUUUCUCAAAAACAUAAAAAUAAAUGCAGGAGGUCCACGCCUAACUUUUCUAAAUAACUGAUAUAACUCAACAGGCGAACUGACCUUUGAGUCCACAUUACUGCCAGUCAGAUAAUCAUAAAGCUCCUGUGGUUUUGAGAGGGCAGAGAAAGUCUGCAAGAGGCAGUGUUUGUUUUUGACAUGAUUAUUUACACAGGCCCAAAAACACUUAAAAUCAAAUUUCUAACUUUGGAUUCAUCAUUUUUAGGGUGAAGUCAUGUAAUUUGUCACAUCAGGUAAAAUUGGACAAGCAAGGUUUUUACAUCUUGGGCUCUUUAGAUAUUAGCUGCCAGUCACCAAAGAUGUUUUUGUUGCUACAAAUGUGCUUUACAUGAAAUAAUGAUUUUGAUUGGUCUGAGAUAACUACAGUGGGCAGGGCAAAAAAUUAGGCAAGCCAUGCAGCAUGUUAAUUUUUUUUUCUUGGUUAAAAGAAUACUGCAGCUAAAUCCGUGAGGGCAUAACACAAAAUAGUCACAGGAUGUCACAUUUUAUGAACUGUUUGACAUAAAAACAUUUUCAAAAUACACUUAACCUUUUAUGGGAAAUGAUUUUGAGUGAGUAUUUAUGUUUUCAGGUAAAAUAGGACAAAAAAUAAGCUAAAAUGGGACAUUUUUCUGAAGUGAAAUCAGCAUGUUUGUAAGCUACCAGGUGCCAUAAAACAUGAGUUACUAUGCUACACUGUUACAUCAUAACUUUGUCACUUAAAAAUGAUUUUUUAAAUGAAAUGUUUGGUUUAAUUGCAGAUUUGAUAAAGUAAUGACUGAAAUGACAAAUUGAUUUAACCAUUGAUUUAUCGUAGGCGAGUGGACUUGCUUGAGUUUCUUGAGGAUGUUUCACCUCUCAUCUAAGAGGCUUCUGCGGUUCAGAACUGAGAGGUGAAACGUCUUCAAGAAACUCAAGCAAGUUCACUUGCCUACGAUAUAGCACUUAGGAGUACCUUAAAAGACGUUUCAUUUUACCUGAACAUGUCAUCUGAGUGAGGUAGGGGUUGUUGAUGUGUUUAAAGAUCCAAAGUUUCUUAAGUAUUUUACCUGGCAACUUUUUUUCUUAAUAGAAAUAUAGCAGAGAUCCAUAAAAAGCUCAGUUAUAUAGUCUUCUGAUUUUUUCCUUGGUUUUCUUGGUAAUCUACCAAAUAGUGUCCCACAUUACCUGACUUCACCUGCAGUUUGACAGUUUGUCCCCCAGUAUAUCUGUCUCAAUAUGCAGGCCUGGUUUUUGAUUUGAAGUGGAAAUAAUAAAUGUUUCCCAAAAGUAUUGUCUAAUAAUUUGAUUUUUUUUCUUUGGGGUCCGUUGCUUUCAGAAAAAUGUGUAAAAAAUGUCUAACUAUUUUAUAUAAGCAGCUACAUCCAUUUUGGAUAUAAGUCAGUUGCUGUUCAGUGAACAAUGUUGAUGUGAAGUUGAAUCAUUUUAUUGAUAAUAUAGUCUGGGAUGAUCCACACCACCACCAUUUGUCUUGAAUAUUUUUUUAAUGUCUGCUGAUUAUCAGUGUCAUUCCUAAAAUUUUUUUUGUUAGAUGUUAUUUUAUGUCUGAUGUCAGCUGUAAUAAUAAUAACUGGGGAAAGUACAGUAAGUGUUCAUGUUCCUGACCACCUGAGCGCUCUUAUCUCAACAAGCUGACCGAUAAGGUGUCCAACAAAGGCUCACACAAAAGACAAACAAAUAUGAAUAUAAUGCAAAAUAAAAAACAGAAAUCCAUUCAGCUGAGGAACAAAACAAAAUUAAAGUCCCAUCGUGUUUGGUGACUCCUGUAUGAGUUUCGUUGUGUGUUUGUGCGAGGGAGCGAGAGCAAGGCUCGUGAUAAGAGAAGAAUAGAAACUUCUCUCCUCCCCAGGUGUUGACAGAGUGAUAAGGUGAUAAGUUGAAUCAUGGAAAUCGUAUGAGGCACUGUUUGUUUCAGAGUUAGUAAGAAGGAAUGAGUCCUCACACUGAAACCACUGAGUCUCCACGUAUGACGACUCAUAACGCUCAUCCUGUAUCUGUGAUGUAAGUUUAUUAAACAGGAAGGAGCUGCAUCAGGAUUUCUGAGUCAUGGCCUUUUGCCUUUAUUAGAUAGUAGAAACAAAACAAAUGUAUUUAGCUGGACAUGAAUCAGGGACGUUGUUAUUACAUGGUCAGCAAACCCUUCACCAACAGGGCACAUUAUGUGUGUGGAGGGUUUUCAUUUGAUACCCUGGGCGGCACAGGAGAAGAAAAAAGUUCUUGGAUGAAGCGCCAGAUUUAAAGAUUUUGCUGUGGCGUCCUCGAGCCAAACACCAAAUCUUUAUUAAUUCAGAGGUUCAGUGAUGCAGCUCUGUAGCCGAGCUUGACCUGUGGAUGUGGAAAAUGCUUUACUUAACUGGUUUCUUUUGUCAUUUUAAAGAAAUACAUCACAUUAUUUGCCCCGGGUUAUGCUGAAUUUGUGAGGAAAUCUUUGUUUUUCUUGCAUGCCUCUAUGGUGUACAGAGAUUUUUUUUAAAAAGUGAACAUUCUUCAUGAAUAGAAGUAAUCAUGGUCUGCAUUUAAAGGUCCAGUGUGUAAGAUUUAGAGGUAUAUAUUAUGGUGUAUUAUCACCUGAAAACAAGAAUCGUAUAUCUGCUACCUUAGAAUGAGCCAUUUAAAGCUACAUUAGGGGUGCGUUCCAAAUCACAUACUCUUUCUUUUUACUUUUAGUACACACUGCAGCCGCCCUUAAAAAGUACUUAGCCUACUGUUGCAUGCAGUAUGCACACAAUCAGGACAUACUACUUUCUUCUAACAUCACACCCUGAACCAUGGCCCUCUUGUUUGUCUCAUCUCUUUGUGGUUCAGUCGAUGUGAAGAGCAUUAUGGGUCAGAACAGCCCGAAAAUCUAACUGGAUGUAAUAGAACAUCCUGGUAUUUUGGGCAUACUGCAUUUCACAUAUUAUGUAUUUGGACAUACUAAAACUUGUUCUGGCAUACUAUAUAGUAUAGUAGUAUGGGGAUUGGAACGCAAAGAUAGAGUGGGUCCUCUUCAAUGUUCAUGUUGUUCCGCCAUGUUUCUACAGUAGCCCAAAACAGACAAACCAAACACUGGCUCUAGAAAGGGCUCAUUCGCAUUUUCGCAUCAGCCACUGUAGUCCUCCUACACACGUGGCACAUGGAAGAGGUUUCUAGCUGGUUAGAUGCCGCUAAAUCCUUCACACUAUACCUUUAACAACAGCAAAACUAUAUCAAAACAGCCUGUUUAUAAACUCUCAUAGAAAUCAUGCAGAAUAAUCCAUGUCUCAUUUAUCCAGUCGUAUGCUCAGUACUUCCCAAACACAUGCAUUUUGCUAAAAUGUUACAGUAUAAGUGUCUUCCAUCGAGGAGUAGUGCACCCUGAGCGUGCCCAGGUGCACUACUCGUCAGUGUGUGAGACUGUUUGUACUGAAUCUUGAUGUUUUAGUGAAAAUGUAUGUGUUUGGGAGAUACUGAGCAUACGACUCCACAA